CGGAGGCGGCGACGGCGGCGGCGGCGGCGGCGGCGGACGAGCCGGGCCUGAGCUCGGAGCCGGAGCCCGGCCGCGGCCACCAUGUCGGCGCCGUCGGAGGAGGAGGAGUACGCGCGGCUGGUGAUGGAGGCGCAGCCCGAGUGGCUGCGCGCCGAGGUGAAGCGGCUGUCGCACGAGCUGGCCGAGACCACGCGCGAGAAGAUCCAGGCGGCCGAGUACGGCUUAGCGGUGCUGGAGGAGAAGCACCAGCUCAAGCUGCAGUUCGAGGAGCUCGAGGUCGACUAUGAGGCCAUCCGCGGCGAGAUGGAGCAGCUCAAGGAGGCUUUCGGCCAGGCCCACACGAACCACAAGAAGGUGGCCGCGGAUGGCGAGAGCCGGGAGGAGAGCCUGAUCCAGGAGUCGGCCUCCAAGGAGCAGUACUACGUGCGGAAGGUUCUGGAGCUGCAGACGGAGCUGAAGCAGCUGCGCAACGUGCUCACCAACACCCAGUCGGAGAACGAGCGCCUGACGUCGGUGGCCCAGGAGCUGAAGGAGAUCAACCAGAACGUGGAGCUGCAACGCGGCCGCCUGCGGGAUGACAUCAAGGAGUACAAGUUCCGCGAGGCCCGCCUGCUGCAGGACUACUCGGAGCUGGAGGAGGAGAACAUCAGCCUCCAGAAGCAGGUGUCGGUGCUCAGGCAGAACCAGGUGGAGUUUGAAGGGCUCAAGCACGAGAUCAAGCGCCUGGAGGAGGAGACAGAGUACCUCAACAGCCAGCUGGAGGAUGCCAUCCGGCUCAAGGAGAUCUCAGAGCGGCAGCUGGAGGAGGCGCUGGAGACGCUGAAGACGGAGCGGGAGCAGAAGAACAGCCUGCGCAAGGAGCUGUCGCACUACAUGAGCAUCAACGACUCCCUGUACACCAGCCACCUGCAGGUCUCCCUGGAUGGCCUCAAGCUCAGCGAGGAGGCCGAGGCCCUGGCCAACGGCUUCGAGCAUGGCGCCGGCCUGGCCAAGCUGCCCCUGGACACCAAGACGUCCACACCCACCAAGGACGGCGGCGCCCCGCCCCCCAGCCUGGUGUCCGACCUCCUCAGUGAGCUCAACAUCUCGGAGAUCCAGAAGCUGAAGCAGCAGCUGGUGCAGAUGGAGCGGGAGAAGGUGGGCCUGGUGGCCACGCUGCAGGACACCCAGAAGCAGCUGGAGCAGACGCGGGGGGCCCUGUCGGAGCAGCACGAGGAGGUGAGCCGCCUCACCGAGAGCCUGAGUGCCCUGCGGCGCCUGCAGGCUGGCAAGGAGCGGCGCACGGCCCUGGACAGCGAGAAGGAGCACGACAGCCACGAGGACGGGGACUACUACGAGGUGGACAUCGACGGGCCCGAGAUUCUGGCCUGCAAGUACCGCGUGGCGCUGGCCGAGGCCGGCGAGCUGCGGGAGCAGCUGAAGGCCCUGCGCAGCGAGCAUGAGGCGGGCGAGGCACGGCACGCCCAGGAGAAGGGCCAGCACGAGGCCGAGAGCCAGGCGCUCAGCGAGAAGGUGUCGGUGCUGGAGAAGGCCGGCCGGCAGGACCGCGAGCUGCUGGCCCGGCUGCAGGCGGAGCUGAAGAAGGCGAGCGACGCGGCGGGCGAGUCCCAGGGCAGCCUGAGCGUGGCCCAGGACGAGCUGGCGGCCUUCAGCGAGGAGCUGGCCAGCCUCUACCACCACGUGUGCAUGUGCAACAAUGAGACGCCCACGCGCGUGGCGCUGGACUACUACCGGGAGGGCCCCGACGCCCACGGACGCCGCUCGCCUGCCCCGCCCAAGGGACCGCCGGCCAACGCUGCUGCCGCUGCCGCCGCCACCACCACCACCACCACCGAGAACGGACCUGCGGACAGCGGCCCCGCGCCCAGCCCCUCGCUGCCCUCCCCGCUGAGCGACCCUCGCCGGGAGCCCAUGAACAUCUACAACCUGAUCGCAAUCAUCCGCGACCAGAUCCGGCACCUGCAGGCCGCCGUCGACCGCACCACUGAGCUGUCGCGCCAGCGCCUGGCCUCGCAGGAGCUGGGCCCCGCCGCCGACAAGGACCGGGAGGCCCUCAUGGAGGAGAUCCUCAAACUCAAGUCGCUGCUGAGCACCAAGCGCGAGCAGAUCACCACGCUGCGCACCGUGCUCAAGGCCAACAAGCAGACAGCCGAGGUGGCCCUCGCCAACCUGAAGAGCAAGUACGAGAAUGAGAAGGCCAUGGUGACCGAGACCAUGAUGAAGCUGCGCAAUGAGCUGAAGGCCCUCAAGGAGGACGCGGCCACCUUCUCCUCGCUGCGCGCCAUGUUCGCCACCAGGUGUGACGAGUACAUCACGCAGCUGGACGAGAUGCAGCGGCAGCUGGCGGCCGCCGAGGACGAGAAGAAGACGCUGAACUCGCUGCUGCGCAUGGCCAUCCAGCAGAAGCUGGCGCUGACGCAGCGCCUGGAGCUGUUGGAGCUCGACCACGAGCAGACCCGGCGGGGCCGCGCCAAGGCCGCCCCCAAGGCCAAGCCCAGCCCGCCCAGCCUGUAGAAUAGCGGCCAGGACUCGGCCCGCCAGCGGGCCUGAAGCAAGGGCAGCCCCAAAGGCCACUUAGAACCGUGUUCGGAUAUGCCACUGCAGAGAUUAUUUUCAAAAUAGCAUUCCCGAGAUUUUAAUAGGAGUGGGGAGGUGGGGCAAAAAAAAAAAAAAGCUUUAAUAUGGAGAAGCCACGAGCUGCCCUUGACAGGCCUCUGUCCAAAUGCUGAGCAGCGCGCCUCACAGCCUCCUGCCGAGGGCCUGCCAGAGAUGCGGCAGCUCUGCUCUCCGGACCCCUCCCCCUCCUUCCCGGUGCCUGUGCACUUUUGAUACUCUGAUAUUACAUUUGUUUCCUUAGCCCCGCCCCUAAGGACAGUCCCCGAGGCCGUGGUCUGUCUCCCGCUCCUGGACCCCGGCUCCGCCUCCCGACAUGCUGGUCUGCUCACAGCACGGGCACUUGCUCACGUGCCCUUUAGACUCAACGGCGUUAUGGUUCGUGUUUGGAGUUACAGAUUUUAAAUGCCAUGUUCAUUUAAGAAAUCCAGGGUAUUCCGAUUCUGGGGUUUUUUCAUAUUGUAUUAUUAUUAUUAUUAUUAUUAUUAUUCUUAGGAAUAGUUCAAUGUAACAAGAAGAAAACUUGACCUUUGCUAUGGUUUAAACAGUAAUAGGCACUUGAACAAAGAAAUUUAAAAAAGAUAAAUUAUUGAAUGAGUAGUAUUAACCUACAAAUUCCAGAGUUUUCUGGGUUUUAGGACAGUGUGAAGCAUGACUGAUUAACAGAAUUUUCUACAACUGUAACCAGUGAAAUUCCAAAUUGGAAUUGUUUUUGUUACUCCGGUGGUUGUGCCAAAUUGUGGUACAUAUAGGAAAUUCUACAGCCGUCGAUUUUUAAAGGUGUUCGAUGCCAACACCUUUUUGUUCGUAAUCAAUUUUGCCAGUAGUGCCUUCAUCAAAUUGAGGGAGGUGUCCCAGCAUAGUUCAUUCUCUGCUGUGGCCGCGGAGGAGAGAGUCGGCAAUUUCGAAGGCCAGAGUGUGGCUCAGGAGGGAUGAAGGGGCGGCGCCCCCAACCCUGGGCCUGCGCAUCUUCAUUGAGGGAAAGCAAACAGCAUUUGUGCAAAAUUCUGUUAGUCAGUGAUUCUUCACCGGGCAGAUCCUCGCAAAUUCAGGGGCUGAGCAGAAAAAAACAAGCGAGCACAAGCUUUGAGUGUGUUUAGGAACCACGUGGACUUGAUGGGACAAGCUAAGCAAGCUGCGUGAGCACCACGCAUGUUGGUGACAAGCCAGGGUCGCGUGGGGCCACCGCCACUGCCGUUGGCUCCUCGCAGGGUGAGGGCUAGCCAUAGUAUUCUUUGCAAAUGUGAGACUGAGAGGUUCUAUAGUCUCUUGCUUGGUGUAACUAAUCACUGUUGAUUUCAGGAAACAGAAUUUGCUAAAGCCCCUCAGCAAACCAGGUCCGAGUCUGGCUCUGAUUUUGCUGAGCGAGGUGGUGUGAACGGUCAAAAUUGGUACUCUAGAGGAAGAAGGGAAAAAGUGUCUUCCCACCUCCAAAACAAAGGACAAAUUCUAAUAAUACAAGUAGAGAGAAUAAAAGAAUUCUGUUUCCUGGAAUAAGCAUUUCUUAUUCCUAGUUAUAGGGACCCCACUUCCCCACACCCCUUUUUUUCACCUUCUCUUACAGUGUUGAUCCAUAAGAAAUAAUGUUACAUUUAUGAUAACUUCAUCUGUACGGGGUAUUUAUUUGCAAUGAUGUCUGAGUACUGUAUUUUUUUUUCCUGUGUAUUAUCUUAGUGUCAGAAUGUUGUCUUUAUUUUAAGAUCAUAUGCAUGUCUCCUGCCAAGGAGCCUAUACACAGACCCAAACAGAAAAGCCUUCAGAUUCAGAGGGAAUGACGCAGAGUGUGCGAAAGGAAUGGGAAAGAGAAAAUCAAAGGCACCUCGGGGCCUACCCGUGUUGUGGGAAUGUCGCCCGCGCCAGCGCACCGGGGGCAGGGGUCUGUGUGUACGGAAUGUUGGUAGGACCAAUAAAUAAAGAAUAACAAAAGACAAAACAA
Messenger RNA from Sorex fumeus (smoky shrew), 4549 nucleotides. It is a transcript of the gene BICD2, whose product is annotated as BICD cargo adaptor 2. The record is from RefSeq and is a predicted model, not a curated record. Gene Ontology annotation, molecular function: cytoskeletal adaptor activity; dynein complex binding; dynactin binding. Bases 82 to 2514 code for a protein of 810 amino acids. Lineage: Eukaryota; Metazoa; Chordata; Mammalia; Eulipotyphla; Soricidae. Gene Ontology annotation, cellular component: cytosol; Golgi apparatus. The transcript is spliced from 9 exons. Gene Ontology annotation, biological process: protein localization to organelle; regulation of microtubule cytoskeleton organization; microtubule anchoring at microtubule organizing center.